This is a messenger RNA of Zophobas morio, 3089 nucleotides long. RefSeq names its product tyrosine-protein kinase receptor torso (gene tor). The record is from RefSeq and is a predicted model, not a curated record. Bases 356 to 2761 code for a protein of 801 amino acids. Gene Ontology annotation, molecular function: ATP binding; protein binding; transmembrane receptor protein tyrosine kinase activity. Gene Ontology annotation, biological process: multicellular organism development; protein phosphorylation; cell surface receptor protein tyrosine kinase signaling pathway. Gene Ontology annotation, cellular component: plasma membrane; signaling receptor complex. The transcript is spliced from 14 exons. Lineage: Eukaryota; Metazoa; Arthropoda; Insecta; Coleoptera; Tenebrionidae.
GUUUUACUUAUUUGUAACAUUUAUUUUGCACCCAGAAGCGUUAAACGAGGACUGCACCAAUAUAUUUCCAGCGUUAAAGUGCAUUUUAAGAAAUCUACCUGCUUGACAUUAACUUUGUUUUGAUAGUCAUGCGUAAUAAAUUGCGGACCUACCUGAGGAGGCACAAAGUGGGUAAGAGCGCAUUUCAAUAGUUUGCUAUCCCUUCUCAAAACAUCCACCUUUCUGGAUUCAGCGUGUCAUUCUGUCAGUGUUCUAAUACGAUAACCACUACUGAUAGCGCUCUGUGUUAACCAUACUUUCAUGUUCGUAUCUGAUAUCUUAAUUUAAACUCCGUGAAAGUCGAAAUUGCACGAAAAUGAAAUUUAUUUUGCUGUAUAUUUUGUUAACAACUGUGUAUGGACGGAAUUCUAGAAAUGUCGAAUUUAAUGAGUUGCCCGAGGAAAAGUUAUUGGACGCAGUUUGCCAAAGUUUUCACAAGAUUGGAACUAACGAAACUGUUUGCCGCACUUCUCCUCCCUGUGACUGGAGUAACGAGACCCUGACUGGUUUUCAAAUUAAGGCGAAUUUAACCGUACCAAAACUGAUAUGUAAAGAAAAUGACUUAAUUCACGUUGCAUGGAAAAGGAAAGAUGAUUUCGUAUAUUUUUUAGAAACCACCGGAGAAGAAUUUACGAAUUUCACUAAUGCGACAACAUGUGAUCGGUACACGCUAACCGAUCUCAAUCAAGCUACUAACUACACAAUUCGUUUGUGGGCUGCAUCAUUUUCCAAGAAACAAAUUAUGUAUAGUGGUACUGUGAACAUUAAAACGUCUGACAAAGAUUUAAUCCCGUCACCAGUGACGCGUUUUUCCGUUCAAAAUAUAACUUGCGAAGAUCUUUCGUGUUUUGCUGUUGCUGAGUGGAGUCCAAAUUUGGAUUAUUCGUGCCAAUAUGAUCUUGUUUGGCACGAAAAAGAUACGCUCGAUCAGGACAGGAUUAAUGUUAUUUCAGGUGGUCACCGGUUAGUCUUAAAAGAUUUAAAAGUUGACGCAGAUUAUCAUGCCUUUAUCGUCGCUAGAAAUGGAGAUUCAUCAAAUGAGAGUCCCAAGCAAACGAUUGAUUUCCGUACACCAACAUGUUUGGAAACACACCGUAGUCUAGAAAAAUGUCGUCCUGAAGCUCCGCAAGAUCUAGUCAUCAACGAAACUCCGGUCGAGUCGUCUGAGAAAAUCUUAAUAUAUGAUGUUCACCUUAAGUGGCAAAAACCUCACUUAAUACCUCAGUAUUAUAUCGCCAAUUUCAGCAAUUUCGUGAAUGAAAACAGAACUAAUUUAGUGAUUGAAAACGGAACUGAAACCUUAACUAUUACUGGGAACGAAACCAAAGCCACUUUUCACAGCGUCCAACUGGGUGACUUCUAUCAAAUCUCACUAAGGGCAUGCUCUCCGGCGGGCUGCAGCGAUCAAGUCGUAGACGAUCGCCACAAAAUAAUUUCAAUUAAUGUCUCGUCGCAUAAGCAGUUGAUGGUUGUGACUUUCGUUUUAGUUCCUCUUGUUAGUAUCUUAUUGGGAAUAAUAAUAAUUAUGUACUACCGGAGCAGGCAAAAACAACAGGAAGAACGAGAUAAAUAUUUUACGGGACUAGAUGAAGAGAAACUACCAGAAUCCACUGAUAACCUAGAAAUAAAUUUAAUUAAACAAGACGUUCCUGAUCAGUGGGAACUGGAUCCGUGCAAAUUGUGCUUUCAGAGUAUCGUAGGGGAAGGAGCUUUUGGAAUUGUACGGAAAGCUUACUUAGAGACCGAAAGUAAUACAAAAAUACAAGUUGCGAUUAAGAUGUUAAAAGAAUCUCCUACUGCGGAUGAAAUACGACAGUUUACACAAGAAAUUAAUAUAAUGAAGUCCGUUAGACAGCAUCCGUAUAUCGUUUCUCUAAUUGGGUGCAUAACAGAAGGACGUCCUGAAGGGCCUUUACUUGUGGUGGAGUACUGUUCAAGAGGCGACUUACAAACUUAUUUGAGAAAAGCCUGGGAUAAAUUCUGCAGCAUACAACAAGAAAUGAUUAAUCUUGAAGAAAACCUAAACAACCAAAAAAAUUACUUUGAAAAUAAAACAUAUGACAUCAAUUUGGGAGACAAAUUUAUAAUUCAACCAAAACAUUUAUUAUCAAUUGCACGUCAGGUAGCACUGGGUAUGGAACAUCUAGCAAAAACGCGGGUAGUCCAUAGAGAUCUAGCUGCACGAAAUGUUUUGGUUUGUGAAAAUCAUACCGUGAAAGUGUCCGAUUUUGGUUUAAGUCGAGAUGUGUACAGAGAUAACGUCUACUGCAAAAGUGGGGGCGGUAAACUGCCGAUCAGAUGGAUGGCCCUCGAAUCCUUAACUCACCAGAGAUACACAACGUAUAGUGACGUAUGGUCUUUUGGAAUUUUGUUGUGGGAAAUAGUUACAUUAGGAGGUACCCCAUAUGUGGGGGUUCACUCUUCAGAUUUAUUGGAAUUUCUUAAGAAUGGAAAUCGUUUGGGUCGUCCGUCUAAUUGCAGCCAAGAAUUGUACGCAAUAAUGCAGAGUUGUUGGAAAGCCUCACCUAAGAACCGACCGACGUUUACAGAUCUGCGUAAACUCUUAGAAGAUUUAUUGGAGAAUGUUUCCCAUUAUCUACGAGUAGAAAACGCAGAUUUGUUAGUGAGCUGUGGUGACAACACGAAAUUGAAUUCCAAUAAAUCAGACCAAAGAUUAUAUUCUAGUGAAAGUUAUAUCCAACCUGUGAAUACUUUGAGAUGAAAAAAUAGUUAGGAAUUUUGUCUGUAGUGGACCAUUAACAGUUCAGACGAUUUUGUUUUGUUUUUAAACACUUGUGGUGCCUCAUGUCGACUCAUUUGUGCAUAUGUGUGGGAUAUUAUGUGACAAAUUAUACAUAUAUGAAUAAGUUAACCAAUUUAAUAAUGUACCUGUGACCAAAGUUCAACAAUGUGUGAUCAAAUAACAUAAACUAAAUAUGUAUAUGUAGUCUUACGUUAAAAUUGAAUUCUCAUUGUGAAAUGAAAGUUAUGACUGAUACAGCUGUGACUGUGGUAAUGUUUUUAUGCACAAUAUAAUUAUUUCUUGAUAU